This is a messenger RNA of Hyaloscypha bicolor E, 222 nucleotides long. RefSeq lists its product as uncharacterized. The annotation marks the transcript as partial. Gene Ontology annotation, molecular function: protein dimerization activity. The transcript has a single exon. Lineage: Eukaryota; Fungi; Ascomycota; Leotiomycetes; Helotiales; Hyaloscyphaceae. The record is from RefSeq and is a predicted model, not a curated record.
AAGUCUAAUGCCGCUAGAUUUCCUGUUUUAGCUUUAAUAGCUAGGAAAUAUUUGGGAAUUCCGGCUUCCUUAGCCACUAGCGAGAGAUUCUUUUCUCAGGGCGCUCUUAUUAUAUCUAAAUUACGCAAUAGACUUAAUAAGAGUACCUUUGAGCUAAUAUCUUGCUUAAAAAGCUGGGGGCUAUUUACAGAUGAAUUAGAAGAGAUUAAAAAGGAAGAGUAA